AUGGCUCCUGAAGAAAUCAACAGAUUAAAUGGAGUAAACUGUUAUCCAAUGGCCUAUUUCACGAACAUUCUUCUAAACCAAUUCGCUCACAGAGGAACUAGGAGUGCAGUUAUAAACGUCUCCAGCAUUUUGGGCAAGUAUCCUUUGUGUGGAGCAACUGUUUAUAACGCCACGAAAUGCUAUAACUAUGGAUUUUCAAUGGCUAUGGCACAUGAGUAUAAAGAUAUUGCAGAUGUAUUAACAGUAUGUCCUGGGAGAGUCAAGACUAAUAUGAAUGUUAAUGAGAAAAUUGGCUUCUUUUGUCCUCUUCCUGAUAAAGUAGCUGAAGGGGCACUUAGGGAUUUAGGCACAAGAAAAUUAUCAUAUGGAGCGCCAGGCCAUGAUCUAACUGGAUGGAGUCUUGAGUUUUUGCCAGAGAGCUUUAGAAUAGGUCUUUCAAGGUUUUUGAUUAAAAAAGGUCUCUUUAAUCCAUAA
This is a messenger RNA of Blepharisma stoltei, 474 nucleotides long. The record is from the annotation of a GenBank genome assembly. NCBI's taxonomy places the organism in Eukaryota, Ciliophora, Heterotrichea, Heterotrichida, Blepharismidae.